This is a messenger RNA of Amyelois transitella, 957 nucleotides long. RefSeq names its product THAP domain-containing protein 5. Gene Ontology annotation, molecular function: sequence-specific DNA binding. The record is from RefSeq and is a predicted model, not a curated record. The transcript has 5 exons. The coding region runs from base 214 to 873 and encodes 219 amino acids. NCBI's taxonomy places the organism in Eukaryota, Metazoa, Arthropoda, Insecta, Lepidoptera, Pyralidae.
UUGAGUCUCUUACAGGUCACAGCCGCACUCACUUCAAUUAUUUUGUUCUUGACGAUCUACAUAGGAGCGGCGUUUUAAUUUAAAGGUAUAUGCCUGAUCCGCGUGCUAAAAAUAAGACUCACUAGUCAUAACUUAGGACAGUAGUACGUUGUCUGUUUAUGAGUCGUGACGUCUUUCUAUUGUGUACCUGCGUGUUCAACAAAUAAAAACAAAAUGACUCGGUGUUCUAUUCUUGAGUGCAGAAAUAAUAGCCGAACUAGCAACUUAAUACGAUCAGGGGUUUCAUAUCAUCGUUUCCCUAAAGAUUCUGAUUUACGAGAUAAGUGGAUAGCUGCUACCGGUAGGAUCAAUUGGACACCUACGAAAACAAGUUGCAUUUGUUCGGAACAUUUUGCAGAAAAAGAGAUUCUCUUAACAGACAAGGGAUAUAGGUAUCUGAAUCCUGAUGUUGUUCCUACGAAAAAAAUUAUGAUUUAUCAAAAUGAAUCCUCAGAAGAAGAAAAUUCUUCCAACACAGAUUUAGAUGAGGAUGGGUCAAAUUCAGAAACACCAAAAAGGAAAGCUUACGUUAAAACAGAUCCACUAAACAUUGACCCUGUUACUAAUAAAAGUAGUUCAAUGGACUCCUCCGUGCUCGCUGGUAUGUUACGUAGAACAAGAAUACUUAUAAUAAAAAAGGAUUUACAAAUCAAACGCUUGCAAGCUCAAAAUCGUAGGAUGCGACAAAAGCUUGAAAAUAUGGAAAAGUACCUAAAACCUAAAAAGAUCAAGCAUAAAAAUGAUCACGGACAUCCAGUUGGCCGUAUUCUCCAACAUUCUGGGCGUGUCGAUAUUUCUGCUAGUGAUUCUCUACCAUUACAUAAACGCAAAUAGCACAAAAUGAAGGUCACAGUAGGAGCCUACCAUUCAAUUAUUUUUAUUAUCAUACUGUUAAAUAUAAUAAUGUAAGUAACUGAA